This is a messenger RNA of Helianthus annuus (common sunflower), 534 nucleotides long. RefSeq lists its product as uncharacterized. Lineage: Eukaryota; Viridiplantae; Streptophyta; Magnoliopsida; Asterales; Asteraceae. The transcript has 2 exons. The record is from RefSeq and is a predicted model, not a curated record. The coding region runs from base 1 to 534 and encodes 177 amino acids.
AUGGGUUUCCCGCCCCGGUGGUGUGCUUGGAUUAGAGGUAUUCUGUCUUCGGCCAGAGCUUCGGUCCUCGUUAAUGGGUCGCCUACCUUCGAUUUUCCUUGUCUCAAAGGGAUGCGGCAAGGGGACCCGUUAUCCCCGUUUCUUUUCCUCAUUGUUAUGGAAGCGUUGUCGUUCCUCAUCAACAAAGCGGUGGAGAAAGGUAUUUUAAAGGGGAUUUCUCUUCCUAAUGGUGGGCCGUGUGUUUCCCACCUUUUUUUCGCUGAUGAUGCUAUCAUUAUGGGGGAAUGGUCAAGUGAUAACGUGAAAGCGGUGAUUCGGUUCCUGAGAUGUUUUUACAUUUGCUCGGGUUUAAGAAUGAAUAUCAAGAAGUCGAACAUUUACGGUAUUGGGGUGGAGCGCAGUGAGGUGGAUCGGGUGGCGGAUUCUUUGGGAUGGUUCUUUUGUUCUAGAAAAGAUGGUCGUAACAAGAACCUCCUCACACUCACCUUCAAAACCCAGGGUCGUUUCUUUGGUGCUAGAGGCAAUAUUUGGUAA